AUGGAUAUUGCACAUGCUUUUUUUCUUCAAGAUGAUGGUGCACCAUUCAAUCUUGAGUAUGCAUGGAGAUUGUUGAAAGAUGAACCUAAAUGGAAGGGAGCAUAUAUUGAAACUUCUUCAAAAAGAACAAAAAUUUCUACUAGUGGUGGGGCAUACUCUUCAUCACCAAACCCAAAGACACCUUCAAGUUAUGAAUUUAAUUCAACAUUUCCAAUGGAGCGUUCAAUGGGGCAAAAGGCGGCAAAAAGGAAGGCAAAGGCUAAAGUAAAUGCAAGUGCGACUGAAACAUCUUCUAAGGCCGUGCAUGAUUUAAUGGAUAAAAGAGUGGCGGCCAUGGAAAAACUCGCACACCUUAAGGAGGAAGAAAACACUUUAAAGAAGGAAGAGAUGGAGUUUAAGGCAAUGCAAGUUAUCAUGUCAGACACGUCCACGAUGAAUGAGAGUCAACGUCAAGUUCAUGAAAAAUAUUGUAAUAAGCUCAAAGAAAAGUAUGGAUUUUAG
Messenger RNA from Medicago truncatula (barrel medic), 501 nucleotides. RefSeq names its product glutathione S-transferase T3. Lineage: Eukaryota; Viridiplantae; Streptophyta; Magnoliopsida; Fabales; Fabaceae. The transcript has a single exon. The record is from RefSeq and is a predicted model, not a curated record. Bases 1 to 501 code for a protein of 166 amino acids.